Messenger RNA from Mytilinidion resinicola, 2238 nucleotides. RefSeq lists its product as uncharacterized. Gene Ontology annotation, biological process: negative regulation of transcription by RNA polymerase II; positive regulation of transcription by RNA polymerase II. The coding region runs from base 1 to 2238 and encodes 745 amino acids. Gene Ontology annotation, cellular component: nucleus; transcription regulator complex. NCBI's taxonomy places the organism in Eukaryota, Fungi, Ascomycota, Dothideomycetes, Mytilinidiales, Mytilinidiaceae. The transcript has 5 exons. The record is from RefSeq and is a predicted model, not a curated record.
AUGAUGGCAACCGGCUAUCCACAACAUCCUGGAGGGCCCCAGCAUCUGGGUAUGCCUCAUGCCCAGCAAAUGGGUCCCGGGGGUCCAAAUCCGGGCCAGCAUCUAGGACAAGCAAUGCAGAUGCAUCCAGGCGUGUCAGGGUCGAAUGGACCGCACGUUAGCCAGGCGGGAGCUAUGAUGCCAGGCAUGCAGCAGGGCGUCGGCCCCAAUGCACAUGCGCUGUCUCAUUUGACCCCGCAGCCGCACAUGUUCCCGCAGCAGCAACAGCAAAUGCAAAUGAACCCUGCCCUGGUACAACAGCAGCAAAACCAAGCACAGCAGCAGGCUUUCCUCCGUCAGCGGCAACAACAGCAGCAGAUGGCCUUUCAACAGCAGAACGGCAUCGGCAUGGGGUUCCCGGGCGGUAUGAACCCCCAAAUGUCCGCGCAGGUGGCUGCUAUGCAGGGAAAUCCUCCUGGAAAUUUCCCUAUCAAUCGGGUAGAUCUCCCUCCACAUAUGCAGCAACAACUCCUCCAGCAGAGACAGAUGCAGCAGCAGCAAGCUCAAGCCCACGCUCAGGCUCAGGCCCAAGCGCAGCAACAGGCUGUUUCUCAGCAGCAGCAGCAGCAGCAAAUGCAUCAACACCUAGCAAUGCAGCACGCACAGUCUCAAUCAAGUAAUCCGGGGCAACAAGGUCCUCAAGGCCCUCAAACGAGUCAGCCACAACAAGGCCCAUUACGUCCGCCAUCACAGAUGAGCGUUCACGAGGGGCAUUCUUCUCCAGCACCCCCUCCAAAUCCUCAGCAAUCGCAGCCACCGCAAGCUCAACCUCCACAGGCGCCAAACCAACCCCCAAACUUACAGCAGCAAAAUUCGCAGCAGCAACACCCCCAAAAUGCUCAACAGAUGCAAAGGCCGCAACAACCCUUAAACCAACAACAGGUAGCUGUCCAGGCGAUGAUGCGACGGCAGCAAGAAGCUCGACAACAGCAAGGGCAAGGUCAAGCUGGUCAAACAAUACUCAAGCUCCUGUUGUUUUUGGAUCAUCUGUCUCGAUUCUCAACUACCCGCCAAGAGAACAACAUUUCUCACUGGAAUGCGUUUGUGAGCAAGUUCUUUUCUCCUGAGGGAGAAUUCAAACACACCCUCUACGACCGAUCUGGGGGCAAAACAAAACAGUUUCCUGUCAGCUUCGCCGCACUGCCUCGGUACUUCUAUGUGCAAUUUGAUAGCGGUGUUGAGAAUAUGCAAAUCACUAUCGACGGGGCGUCAGAAAAGGCAGUGGGAACGGACUCCAACUACGUUGAGAGUCACAGAGCCAAGAUCAUCUAUUCGUUCCAAAAUGGCACGCAGCUUGUGGCCCCUGGAAAACUCUCAGCUAUCUACAGUCAGUCCAAUCAGCAGAACGAGCCCAAAUUAGACUUGCUAUCCUUUGAGACAAGCGAACAUCAGGAGUAUAUACCCCGCAAGACAUUGGAACGGUUAUUUACGCAACCGUCGCCGAGCCAAUUGAGCCAGACACAGUCUCCUCGAAUGACAAACAAGCCGAAUGCCAAGCAGCGCAACCAGCAACGCCAAUUGCAAAAGCCCGACGUCCCUCCCGAGCCUUUUCUCAAUUUGUCCGAUCUACCGCAAGCACCUAUCGAUGACUUUGGCGUAACUGCAAAGACGCUACAGUACCUGGAGAUUGGAGAAACGUUUUCCCACAUGAACCAGCUCAUCCUAUACGCUCAGGACCACCCUGAGCUCACGCCAGCUGGAGCGCUCAACAGUCUCCUCGCCUCGCUGCCGCCGAAGCAAUUCUCCCAACAACCCAGUCAACAGCAACAAGGCAAUAUACCACCUAAUCAAGCUCAGCUGCUCCAGCAACAACAGCAACAGAACCUUCCACCAGGCUCACGUACCCCAUCUGGUACGGGGCAAGCUGGUGGUCCAAAUCAUCAAUUCAUGUCUCCAGCAAUGGCCAACCUCGGAUUACCCGGAGCUAUCAACGGGUCACCACAUCUCAUGCAGAACAGUCACACGCCAUCACCUGCCCAGACUCAUAUGGCUAAACAGCACAGCCAGCAAGGAACCAAUAGUUCUGCGACAGCCAGCGCAAACACAUCACCCAACGUUAGCAACAAACGACGGAGAAGCAACGUCAAGAUGGAGACUGACGAUGGAGGUGGUGGUGAGGUCAACGGCGCGGGCGGCGGCCAGAAGGUGAAGGCGAGCCCUCGUGUUGGUGGGAACAAGCGAGUGAAAGGGAACGGUUGA